Molecule: messenger RNA, 2671 nt
Organism: Selaginella moellendorffii
Lineage: Eukaryota; Viridiplantae; Streptophyta; Lycopodiopsida; Selaginellales; Selaginellaceae
Product: cyclic nucleotide-gated ion channel 2
Exons: 8
Coding region: 277-2343 (688 amino acids)
Source: RefSeq, a predicted model, not a curated record
AAGGGUGCACUUGUAUCUUGUUUUCUUCCUUGAAAUGCGAAGCGAAUGUUUCUUGCGCUGCAAAGAAAUUUGAGAUGCUAGUUUUCGAACUUGUACCUGCGAUGCUCAGUGUUCACUCUUUAGCUCUAUGAACCAAAUGCCAUGGCGUUAUGUUGGCCCGAUUGGAUGGAGAAGAAGAAUUAAAGGAGGCAAGGGAAACGGAUGAUCUGAUGUUAGCCAUCCUCUGUAUCCUUGUGACUUCGAUCGGUGGCUCUCAAAUUCACUAGCUUGUCUAAGAUGUCUUCCGUGGUGCAAAGAGUAGCUGCUUUGUUCAACUUCUGGAAAAGGAUUCCGGGAGACAAGCCUAGAGAUCGCUUUGACUUAAGCUUGUCAUCCGGUCCUACUACACGGCCAUUGUCAACCACCAGCGGCAGUAGCAGCGGCGCACAGCCAGAAACGAGCAACAAACCCGAGCCUGGAUCUAGUGAGAGCCGCAGCUGGAUCUUUGGUCAAGUCCUGGACCCAAGAAGCAGGUAUAUCCGUGCUUGGAACCGGCUCUUCCUUGUAUCUCGUGGGCUCAGCUUAGCAAUCGAUCCCCUAUUCCUGUAUGUCGUUUCGAUCGAUGAGGACUCCACCUGCCUUCAUGUUGACGGGUGGUUUGCAGCACUGGUGACCAUUCUUCGGGCAGCGAUCGAUGUCAUGCUGCUGUGGCAUGUCCGGCUGCAGCUCAAGCUUGCAUUCGUGUCUAAGAAGAGCCUUGUCGUUGGGAGGGGAAAACUGGUGUGGGACGGUAAGAAGGUAGCAUUGCAUUACAUUCAGCAACGUGAGGGCUUCCUCUGCGACGUUCUGGUUAUGCUGCCGAUCAUGGAGGUUCUGAUCUGGCUGAUAGUUCCAGGGAUGAUCACAAAGCGUAACCAGGGAAUUCACAUGAUGAGCCUCGUUCUCUUCGUUUUUAUUCUCCAGUACCUGCCUAAGGUGUCACACUUGGUUCUUCUCAUGCGAAGAAUGCAACAUGUGACAGGCUACAUUUUUAGCAGCGCAUGGUGGGGAUUUGUCCUCAAUCUCACAGCCUACUUCAUUGCCUCGCAUGUCGCAGGAGCUUGCUGGUAUCUACUGGGUCUUCAGCGUAUUGAGACAUGUAUGCACGUUCAGCUCGAAAAGAAGGGGUUUCGAUCCUCAUGGCUAGGUUGCCACAAACCUAUCUCGUUUGGACAUGCCCCAGUCAAAGGAUCAACUACAUCACCUCUCAGCAUUAACUCGGCCGCCUUCAUCUCAUGCAUUUCCAACUAUACCAACACUUUUAGCUACGGAAUCUACCAGCCAACAAUACCUCUGGCCCUCACCAGGAACUGGCUGGAACGGAUAAGCUACCCAAUUUUUUGGGGUCUCAUGACAUUGAGCUCAUUUGGAAACUUGGAGCCCACCAACCAUGUACCAGAGGUUGCAUUCAGCAUCAUUGUCAUCACCUGUGGCCUAUUGCUCUUCACACUUCUCAUUGGAAACAUUCAGAUGUUUCUCUAUUCUAUGACUUCAAAGAAAGAAGAAAUGCAGCUUAAGAUGAGGGACCUGGAGCACUGGAUGAAGAGGCGUCAGCUUCCAACUCGCCUCAGGCACCGUGUCCGACAUUACGAGCGGCAGAAAUGGGCUUCCACCCGGGGUGUAGACGAGCAUGCCAUGGUUUGUGACUUGCCAGAUGGCAUCAAACGAGACAUCAAGAGGCAUCUCUGUCUCGACCUUGUUCGACAGGUCCCACUGUUUGGACAGAUGGACGAAGUGGUUCUAGACAAUAUUUGCGACCGCGUGAAGCCAAUCCUUUAUAUCAAGGACGAAAUCAUUAUGAGAGAAGGCGACCCCGUGCUACGCAUGCUAUUUAUGGUCCGUGGGCAACUUGAGAGCGUGUAUCGAGUGGGCAAGAGCAAAAUGAGCACUGUCACACUGGGCCCUGGCAACUUUUGUGGGGAAGAACUUCUACCGUGGUGCCUAUACAGGUCAUCCGACACAAUUGCGAGUUUGCCACCCUCCAUUGCCACCAUCAGCUGCCUGGAAUCAGUGGAGGCGUUUGGCCUUGAAGCCGAAGACUUGAAGUACGUGACGCAGAACUUUCAGCACACCUUCAUCAACGAGAAGCUGAGGCACACUACCCGGUACUACUCGCCUGGAUGGCGGACCUGGGCAGCUGUAAACAUCCAGCUUGCAUGGAGGCGUUACAAGUACCACAAGGCCCUGGCUCUUGACAUGCCACGUCAGGGUGGCUUUGUCCGAAAGGCAAGUGAAGCGUCACUCCGGAAGGAUUUGCUCCGGAUGUACGCAGCUAUGAUGGUGUCACCAAAACCUCGAGACGCAACAGCACUGCAGAGAGUAUAACUAUUUUCAACUCGUGGAGAAGCCUAUCGCUUAGAAAAGGUCUAGAAGGGCUUUGUUUCCAAGUCUACCUUAUUAAACACAGCCCAGCCUGGCGCUUGACAUGCCACGUCAGGGUGGCUUUGUCUGAGAGGCAAGUGAAGCCUCAAGGAUUGCUCCGGAUUUAUGCAGCUAUGAUGGUGUCACCGAAACCCCAGCACCGCAGAGAGUAUAACUAUUUUCAAAUCGUCUAGGAGCCUAUCGCUUAGAAAAGCUCUAGAAGAGUCUGCCUCAAACACAGCACAGAUCUCUGGACCAGAUAAUUUAUUCAAAGAUAUUCGUUUUACAAACA